Molecule: messenger RNA, 1752 nt
Organism: Penicillium manginii
Lineage: Eukaryota; Fungi; Ascomycota; Eurotiomycetes; Eurotiales; Aspergillaceae
Product: potassium channel family protein
Exons: 2
Coding region: 1-1752 (583 amino acids)
Biological process (GO): stabilization of membrane potential; potassium ion transmembrane transport
Cellular component (GO): membrane
Molecular function (GO): potassium ion leak channel activity
Source: RefSeq, a predicted model, not a curated record
AUGAAUACAAAGGGUGCUUUCUGCUCUAUGGCUAUUAUGUUCAACAUCUGCGCUCUAGUAAAUGGAUGGCAUCAGAGCGUUUCAGUGGACGGGGCCACUGGGCUCAAAGCAACUUCAUUGGCUAUAUCAACAGCGGCCUAUAUCGCAUACCUACUCACAAUGGCUCUCCACAUUGAUUCAAUAAUAGGAUUCUUGGUGACAGUAAUAGGAUGGCUAGCUUCCGCAAUUAUUUUGUUCACCCUCAUCGGCAUUGAGGUCGGACGGCAUCGGCAAGCCCAAGGCCACCAAGUCUUCGCAUAUACACAGAACUUUUUCGCCAGCAUAAUAUCGGCCGGUCUCUAUUUUCUGAUAGCAAUCCUACUCUCCAUAUACGUGGUCUGCGUGAAAGUGGCCCCUCUCGGUCAAGCGGACAGACGAAAGAUCGAAUGUACAACAAUCGUGCUCCGGGCUAGUGUUUUGGCCAUUCUGCUUCUCGGCGGAGCCGCCAUAUACAGCGCUAUUGAAGGCUGGUCGUUGAUGGACGCUCUCUACUUUACUGAUUACACCCUCCUAACCAUCGGUAUUGGGAACAUAACCCCAAAGACUCAUCUUGGGCGCAGUCUGCUAUUUCCCUACGCCACUUUAGGGAUUAUUAGCUUAGCCCUUUUUAUUACCGCUGUGUCAUCUUUUACCGAUCAGAUGAGAGAGUUAAAGCUCAAGUGGAGGUUGGAGAAAAGUCGAAAUCGAAUCUAUACCGCACAUUCAUUGAACAACAUUGUUGACGGUCCCCCAACAACUGAAAGAGACCAAUCACAAAUUGCUUCAGUCAGGCUCGUCAAGGGCGAAGAAAUUCUCAAAACACGCAACGUCAAAUCUGCAUUCUAUCGAAAAAGGAGAUGGGCCGAGUUAGGACUUUUCUUAGCUGCAUGGUUCCUCCUGUGGCUCGUCAGUGCGGCUAUUUUUUGCCAAUCCGAGAAAGAAGAUAAGUGGACCUACUUCGUGGCUCUUUAUUUCACCUACACAUCUCUCACAACAAUCGGAUAUGGUGACUAUUUCCCCACGAGCAAUUUCGGCAAGGUUUUCUUCAUUUUAUGGUCAUUACUGGCCAUCCCAAUUCUAACAAAUCUGGUCGAGGCCAUAGGGAGUGUGUUUCACAUAUGGCUGGUUUUCUGCUCUGGCUGGAUUUGGCGACAUGUGCUUCGUCGAGGACUCGGGCACACAAGAGAGCAUCAUAACCAUGAGCAUAUCUAUCGUUCCUUAGAUAUAUCGAGCUUCAUAGGGACGAACGGAUCCCCGAAGCCGGGGUCACGAGAUUCUAACCUUAAUAUUGAGAGCCAGGCCCAGGGUUGUUCGGACACCAGGCAUGACUCGCUAUCUGCGCUGAAAUAUUAUAAGCGAGGAGAUCUAGGUGGGGACGAGCAACGCCGGAUCAUAUCUCGGAGAGUUUCGACACAGUAUCACCUGUUGCUCUCAGAAGAGAUAGGGAACCUUAUCGCUAUGACAGGGGAUGGUUGUCUUGAACACGAGGAACAGCUCUGUUGUACGUGGUCUAGAGUCAUCCAUCUGCUUCAGGCUAAGGGAGAUGAUGCUACACUGUCUGAGCUUACGCCUCUGUUCGCAUCUGUGAAGUCCGAGCAUAUGACGAUGGGGAACCUGGGGGACCCUAAGAAUGAAUUAUCAAAGAAAAGCGCUGAGAUCUCAUUGAUGCUGAACCUGUUAGUGGGGAAGCUUUCUUCUGAAUUGCGGAAGGAGCUUUCUAAGACGAUUGAAUAA